GAAAUGAAAUUUGGUUGUAGAUAGGUCUGUUUCAUUGCAUAUACAGUGUCCAGAAUUGGCACAGAGCACAAGCAAAACAAAAUAACAAUUUCUCUUAAUUAGAAAACAGAGUUUGCCGGCUUUUGGCAAUUCAAAAUUCAACCUUAAUCACAAUCCCCAACUUCUCUCUCCAAUCCUUAUUUGUAGAUCUCAACCAACUCUGAUAUUACAAAGAAAAUAAGAUAAUGAUUAAAAACAAAGAAGAGGCAUAGUCUAUAUCUAUCAUGCUUCUCUUGUCUUGUAGCUUCAGAAAGGCUUAAACAAAACAUCAAAUCCUCCAAAUCAACAGCACACCUAUGCCUUAAAAUAUGCUUCCUAACGUCUCCUUCCAAAAUUCGCAGCUAAUCUAUUUAGUUUUUUAAGCACACAACUCUAAUGACUUCAUCCUCUACGUUUUUGGUCAAACAAUAAGCAUUUCUUUCAAUUUUUUCUCUGUUUCUCAGACAAGUUCAGGCCACAGAAUGACUCUUGAAGAACCAGAGCCAAACCACAUCUCAGAUCACAUAUUGGAUUGGUUGGAAGAUUCAGCAUCUUUCUUGCCUUCAUUCUUGGAUGAUCCUUACAGUUCUAGUGAUAUCUAUAGCUAUCAAUGGUGGAAUCAAACUGAAGAAAUUUGCCAAGAUCCGAUCAACAAUAAUGCAAGUCUCAGCAGCAGCACCAGCACCGCCGUAAAUGCUGAUUCCACCAGCCUUAUAGAAGCAAGUAACCCCACCACUUCCAAUCAUCAGCAACUCUCCAAUCUGUCGAGGAAACGGGAAGCUGCCGAUGACCCACUUCCUCAAACAUCCCAUCAUCAUCAGAGAAAGAAACAGAAUCAUCGGAUAAGCAAUGAAGAUCAAGAUGGUGAACAAGCAGUUGAAGUGGUAGCAGGGAAAAAAUCAAAUGGAAACAAGAAAAUCAAUAGUAAAAACGCUGGAAAUAAUGGGAAUAAUAGAGAAGGAAGAUGGGCAGAGCAUUUGCUUAACCCUUGUGCAGCUGCUAUCACUAUCGGAAACUUGUCUCGUGUGCAACACCUUCUCUAUGUUCUCCAUGAGCUCGCUUCGUCCACCGGAGAUGCUAAUCACCGGCUAGCGUUUUAUGGCCUUCGAGCCUUGAAUCAUCACUUAUCAUCUUCAACGACUUCUGCCUCUAUAGGGCCUAUAUCUUUUGCUUCCACGGAGCCAAAGUUCUUUCAACGAUCUUUAAUCAAAUUCUAUGAGGUAAGUCCUUGGUUUGCGUUUCCUAAUAACAUUGCUAAUUCUUCAAUCCUUCAAAUUCUUGCUCAAGAACUAGAUCACAAGCGCAAUCUUCAUAUUCUUGAUAUUGGGGUCUCCCAUGGUGUGCAAUGGCCUACACUUCUUGAGGCCUUAAGUCGCCGGCAAGGAGGACCUCCUCCUCUUGUACGCAUCACAGUCGUCACUGCCACCGUCGAGAAUGACCAAAACACCGAGACCCCAUUUUCAGUAGGCCCUCCAGGAGACAAUUUUUCCACUAGACUACUUAGUUUCGCCAAGUGCAUGAACAUCAACUUGCAAAUCAAUAGACUCGAUAACCAUCCCUUACAAAAUCUCAACGGACAAGUCAUGAACACCGACCCUGAAGAAACCUUGAUAGUUUGUGCUCAAUUUAGACUCCAUCAUCUAAAUCACAAUACCCCAGAUGAAAGAACCGAGUUCUUGAGAAUUUUGAGAGGUCUGCAGCCAAAAGGAGUGAUACUGAGUGAAAACAACACAGAUUGUAGCUGCAACAGUUGUGGGGAUUUUGCAACAGGAUUUUCAAGAAGAGUGGAUUACUUGUGGAAGUUUUUGGACUCAACAAGCUCAGCUUUCAAAGGCAGAGAGAGUGAAGAAAGAAGACUAAUGGAAGGAGAGGCAGCCAAAGCAUUAACCAAUCGUGGAGAGAUGAAUGAAGGGAAAGAAAAAUGGUGUGAAAGGAUGAGAAGGGUAGGAUUUGUAAGUGAGGUUUUUGGAGAGGAUGCUAUUGAUGGAGGUCGAGCUUUGUUAAGGAAGUAUGACAGUAAUUGGGAGAUGAGAAUAGAAGAAACAGAUGGAUGUAUUGGGUUGAGGUGGAAAGGGCUGCCUGUUUCUUUCUGUUCAUUGUGGAAGCUGGAUUUGAAAGGAAAUGAUAGUUAAGAACAGCUUCAUCUAUUCUGUUUCAGCUUUUCUUAUGUAAAUUCAAUUAAGGAAAAAAAGUUGUGCAGAGGCUGGUUCUUGCAGUCCUCUGUUUUUGUUCAAUGCUUGAUUUUUUGGUUGAACUAUGAAGUAUUUAGCAGAUUACUUCAAAAUGUGGCAGAUCAAGUUUGCCUUGUUC
Manihot esculenta (cassava) is the source of this 2328-nucleotide messenger RNA. RefSeq names its product protein NODULATION SIGNALING PATHWAY 1. Gene Ontology annotation, cellular component: nucleus. Bases 501 to 2150 code for a protein of 549 amino acids. NCBI's taxonomy places the organism in Eukaryota, Viridiplantae, Streptophyta, Magnoliopsida, Malpighiales, Euphorbiaceae. The record is from RefSeq and is a predicted model, not a curated record. Gene Ontology annotation, biological process: regulation of DNA-templated transcription. Gene Ontology annotation, molecular function: sequence-specific DNA binding; DNA-binding transcription factor activity. The transcript has a single exon.